Molecule: messenger RNA, 1173 nt
Organism: Auxenochlorella protothecoides
Lineage: Eukaryota; Viridiplantae; Chlorophyta; Trebouxiophyceae; Chlorellales; Chlorellaceae
Exons: 4
Coding region: 1-1173 (390 amino acids)
Biological process (GO): DNA repair
Molecular function (GO): catalytic activity
Source: RefSeq, a predicted model, not a curated record
AUGGCGGACGAGCAGCAUGUGCAGGCCGAGGCCCAGAAGGUCAUCGAUGCUGUCUUGAACACUGGCGACCACACGGAAGGAGGUGCUGCUGUCGAUGAGGCCGUCGCAGCCAAGGCCCAGGAGCUCUACACCGAUGCCAACCCCGUCGACAAGAUCGGGACCGUGCCCACUCCUGUGAGCGAGCCCCAGUCCGUCUCUCCGUUGGAGGAUGAGCCUGAGGAGACAGGUCUGGGGCCGGCUCAGGGUGCGCCUGAGCCAACCCCCGCCACUGUCGAGACCCUACCCGACGUCGGAGCGGAUCCCGUCGUGGAGCCCGUCGGGAGUGUGGCCGGGGCUUCUCCUGCAACUGGGGGUACCGCAGCCGUGGCCGAGGUACCUGCUCCGGUGGAGGACCCAAUCCCUGUGGAUCCUCCCGCCUUUGCGGGAGAGAACACUGCCGCCGCCCCGGUGAGCGUCGACGAGGUCCAUGAAGCACCAGCACUGCCAGUGGAGCCUGCGGCAGAGGAGCCAGAGGCCAAGCCUGCGGCAGGGGAGCCCGCUGUGGCUGAGCCUGCUGUGGUGCCAGAGGCAGAGGAGCAGCCCGCACCGGAGCCUGAGGUGGCUGCGCCUGCCGUGGAGCCUGCGACCGAGGUGCCUGUCGUGGAGGAGCCCAAGCCAGAUGCGGUCCAGGUUGCCCCUGAGCCUGCCGGCACCAAGCGCUCGGCAGAGGAGGUGGCCGUGGAGGGGGAGGCCCCAGAGGCCAAGGCCGCCAAGUUUGAGAUCGACCCCGAGGAUCCCAAUGCCGCCUACUUCAACAUCAUCCUUGAGAUCCCUCCAGGGCAAACCCGCACCUUCAGUGAGAUCGCCACCGCCGCGGGCGCCAAGACCACGGCCGCUCGGUCCAUCGGCCGCACGGUCGCCAAGAUCGCCAACGACGAAACCUCGGGCCUGCCCUGGUGGCGUGUGGUGAGCUCUGUCGGGGCCCUGCAGUCCAACCCUGCGCGCCAGGAGGCGCAGCUGGAGAGGCUGAGGGCAGAGGGCGCGCGACCCAACGAAGGGGAGGGCAUCACCGAGUGGGCGGCUCGCGUCGGCGCCAAGGUGGUCGGCACCUAUGCGCUGGGCUCCUUGCGCACCGUAUUUGCCGACUACGACAACGAUGAUGUGACGGUAUGCGACUGGGUGGUGUGGGGCUAG